GAUUUCCUCAUUGUGUUCGCUUCGCAUGAGCUCCGCAACAGAGCGUUGGCAGUCCCAUCGGUGGAGCAUCGGGGCUUCAUGCUUUUCAUCAAGCCAUGGCUGCGGCAGGCGCAUGCCAAGUCCAGGCUUAUGCGGGUGCAGGUGGACCUGAUGAUUGAGGGUGUUUCCUCCCAUGCUUGGGCCAGAUCAACGGCAGAGGAGUUGCUGGGCAGUUCUUGCCUAAUCGAGAGCCUGGCGCCGGAGACUGAAAGCAGAGAUGAUCUCUCUCUGUUCAAGCUGCGUGCUUGGUGCGUCGACCCGGAGGUGAUUCCCGCGUGUCAUAGGUUGUGGGUGCCGGAGCCACCGAUGUUGGGAGGCAACCAGGAGGGGUGCUGCCCGUCUCUUCGGCAGCUGCUAGAGUACCCGAUUCUGAUUCACAUCGGUAGGCUGCGUGACUUCUCGCCGCCGGAGCUCUGGCGUCGCUCGCCUAGCUCGGACAGUGGCAGUGGACAGAGCGGCUUGCCGGACAGCUCCCCGGCGUCCCAGGGUGGAGAAUGGUUGGUGCUGAACUGGACGCGCGGCGUUUGUGACUACCGGGGUUCUGGCCGGAAUUCCCCCGGUCAGGGCGGCGGCGGCGGAGUGGGCAGAACCUAUCGACAGGCUCUAGAAGGACGGGUGGGGCCCUCCAACUGGCGUAUCCCUCCAAUGAGUAGGCCGGGUCCGGCGGUGGUGGUUGUUGCCAGUGGGGUCCACGAGGUCCACAGAGAGUCAGCGCCCACCGAAGGGGUCGCGGAGUUUUCGAAUUUGCAUCCGGUGGCUGGGUUGGCGACAGCUGGAAUGCAGGGUGUGCAGAACCAAUCUGGUGGCGUGGCUGAUACGGUCACAGUUCCAGAUAAAGUGGUCGUGGCUGAUACGGUCGUGGGUUGCAUCGAGACUGCCCUGGGUCCCGAGACGGCCCGACCAACCGGCCUUUCGAAGGAUCAGGUUGGACAGAAUCCCGAGGAGAAUUUGACCGCGAGCAUUUCUGUUCCUGACGCUGUGCCCAUAGCUGCCCCACGGGACGCAGCUGUGGUUGGACAGCCCUUGGAGUUGUUGCCGUGGGGUGGCUCUGAUCCCCUGCGGCUGGUGGAUCCUGUGCACUCGAGUCCGCUGCUGGGUGUGGCAGCUACGCCGGCACAGUCGAUCCGGCUGGCUGUAGCUGAUCCGCUGUCGCGGUCUGCUGGCUGGGACCCGGUGGCUGAGAUGCUGGCCAAUACAGUAAUGCAGAAAUGGAGACUGGCUCGGUGGUGGCACCUGCACCAGCCUCGGUUGCGGUGCCAUUGGACCCCCCGCAAGUUGCAUGCGAGCCGGCUGAGAUGACUACGUUGCAUGCCCAUGCAUGCAUUGCCCCCACGUCCCUGGAUGCUAACACCGGAGUUGUUGGAUCGGAACUGAUUCAAGCAUCGGAGGCAGCUGCUCUUUCGUCCAAAGAGCAAGCAGCUCUCACCAAUAUCAAAUCGUUCUGCUCAGGUCUCCUCAAGAAGCUGGCUCCACCACUACUACGUGAGAUUGAGGUGGUGAAUGGAUUUCGCCCUGGCCAAGACCCAUUCACCCCGCGGAGGAAUACACGCUCUACAAGCUCUUCAAGUACCAAACGAUCGAAAGCCUCGACCGCGGAGACGGUGUUUCUCAAAGCGCUGGGGAUUGCACCGGAUGAUUUGGAGAUAUCGGAGGAUUCCCUCACUACUAGGAAAAGGGC
This is a messenger RNA of Triticum dicoccoides, 1717 nucleotides long. RefSeq lists its product as uncharacterized. The transcript has a single exon. NCBI's taxonomy places the organism in Eukaryota, Viridiplantae, Streptophyta, Magnoliopsida, Poales, Poaceae. The record is from RefSeq and is a predicted model, not a curated record. Bases 79 to 1338 code for a protein of 419 amino acids.